ACGAGUUUUGCAAGUGAGGAUAUGUCUUAAUAAUUUUGACCUAUUGUCGGCUCCAUUGUCUCUUGGAACAAUGUUCAUUGCGAUAAACAAUAAAUAUAAACAGCGUAAACAAAUUUGUCUUCAGUGUUCUUGGUCGGUUCGCGAAAGCACACCUCAUGUAGCGAGAAAUGAGACGGUCAAUAAUUAUAUUUUACCUCAUAACUGGUGCUUGUACUCAAAUGAAGACAUAUCAACAUCAGAUUUUUAUGGCGAGAAAAACACGGUCCAACGCACCGCCUAUUCAAACGGGAUAUUCUUAUAGUAGAAUUAACGACGGACCAGGAAUCAUUUCGGUGUUUAAUAAUAAAAUUGAAAACGAAACAGCGUCACAAAUAAAUAAAACCCAGAAUGGCGACACAAAAUCCAGUGAUGAAGAUGAUAAAAAUAUUACAACAAACAAAUUAAUGAAGACAGAUAGUAUUUUUUCUGAUAGUUCGCCCGCGAAUAUGAAGGAGAAAAUUAAGACUGCUUCUGAAACCAAUUUAAAGAAUAAUACUGAACGCUUGGAAGCUAAGCCUACUACUUUAAAUGAGUUCAUAAUGAAUUAUAACGGUAAUACCGAUUAUCGAGUGGACGAUGAUGAUUUAAGAAAGGACUCUAAUAUGUACGAUGGAUGGCCGCCGUAUUAUCAUCCGUAUGACUAUGAGCAUUUAAAGUAUGAUAAUGAAAACGACAAAGCAAAAGAUAAACGUUUCAUUUACGAUAUUAUUGAAAGAGUCAUUCCUGUACAAGAAGUAAUUAAUAAUGACAUUCCACCCCCUUAUUAUAAUCCUGCCACCGAGUCAAAGGAAAGAGAACCUGAGUAUCCAUCGAAUAAUAACUAUGAUAAUCCUAUGUAUGGAAAUCAACCAUUUUUUUCAUCAGUGAUAAAUGACUAUGUUGAUAGUAAUUAUGAAGACGAUCCUUUAACUUUCAAGGGUCUUAAUUGGAUUAGUAAUGACAUUGAUACUAAAAGGACGUAUUCCGAUAUUGAUGAUAAUAAUAAGCGUGUUAGACGUUUACAUAUUGAUGAACCGACUCAUGAGUCUCCUAGAAAUAAAUAUUAUAAUAAUUAUAACUCUGAUGAAAAUUCAGCAGUUACAGAUAGAGGUUAUAAUAAAUACAGAAAUCAUGAGGACGAAAGCUUGAGAGAAAAAAUAAAAGAUGACAAUAAAAGAAGAUAUAGAUACAAUGGUGAUAACUAUAGAGGAUUCAAAGAUUUUGUUGAUACAUUUGCAAACAAAUUUGGCUCAGAAGGCCAUAAUAAAGACACUAAUUACAAAGUGAAUAGAACACAGGAUAAGGGUGAGAAAAAGAAAGGUUUUCGAAGAGUGUACCAUAAGGAUGAAUAUCAGGAAGAUAACGAGUUCUAUGACAAUACCAAUAACAAAACUUCGUUGACAGAAAAUGGUGGUUCGAAGUAUAAUAUCGGAGGAUCUGAAGCGAUUUUAGGGUCACGAGCAGCCGCUGCAGUUAGUAAUGAAGGGAACGCCGUAAGUCAAGUUGGAAAUAAAGAAACUGCGAGUGAUUUCAAAAGGAAUAAGGAUAGAUACAAUAAGAAUGGACGUGAUGUUGACUUUCAUCGAUAUAAAGAUAUUGCAAGAAUGGCUGCGAUACAGAAUAAUGCAGAUUAUUUCGAUCCGUUUUAA
Messenger RNA from Colias croceus (clouded yellow), 1667 nucleotides. Its product is annotated as TBC1 domain family member 5 homolog A-like. NCBI's taxonomy places the organism in Eukaryota, Metazoa, Arthropoda, Insecta, Lepidoptera, Pieridae. The transcript has a single exon. The record is from RefSeq and is a predicted model, not a curated record. The coding region runs from base 168 to 1667 and encodes 499 amino acids.